Messenger RNA from Brachypodium distachyon (stiff brome), 3483 nucleotides. Its product is annotated as probable mixed-linked glucan synthase 6. Gene Ontology annotation, cellular component: plasma membrane; trans-Golgi network. NCBI's taxonomy places the organism in Eukaryota, Viridiplantae, Streptophyta, Magnoliopsida, Poales, Poaceae. Gene Ontology annotation, biological process: plant-type primary cell wall biogenesis; cellulose biosynthetic process. Gene Ontology annotation, molecular function: mannan synthase activity; cellulose synthase (UDP-forming) activity. The coding region runs from base 157 to 2976 and encodes 939 amino acids. The transcript has 3 exons. The record is from RefSeq and is a predicted model, not a curated record.
CUCCCCCCGCCCCGCUUUACUCAUAAACACAAACAGCAAAGCCUUCUUCUUCCUCCACAUCCUUCCUUCCAUCUCUUCGAGCUCUCACAGGCAGCCUUAGAGCUUCUUGCAUUGUGGUGGGAGCAAGUAGUUUGGGGGGAGAUUGGGACGGCGGCCAUGGCGCCAGCGGUGGCCGGCGGGAGCAGCCGGGGUGCAGGGUGUAAGUGCGGGUUCCAGGUGUGCGUGUGCUCUGGGUCGGCGGCGGUGGCGUCGGCGGGUUCGUCGCUGGAGGUGGAGAGAGCCAUGGCGGUGACGCCGGUGGAAGGGCAGGCGGCGCCGGUGGACGGCGAGAGCUGGGUCGGCGUCGAGCUCGGCCCCGACGGCGUGGAGACGGACGAGAGCGGCGCCGGCGUCGACGACCGCCCCGUCUUCAAGACCGAGAAGAUCAAGGGCGUCCUCCUCCACCCCUACAGGGUGCUGAUCUUUGUUCGUCUGAUAGCGUUCACCCUGUUCGUGAUCUGGCGUAUCUCGCACAAGAACCCGGACACGAUGUGGCUGUGGGUGACCUCCAUCUGCGGCGAGUUCUGGUUCGGCUUCUCCUGGCUGCUGGACCAGCUUCCAAAGCUCAACCCGAUCAACCGGAUCCCGGACCUCGCCGUGCUCCGGCAACGCUUCGACCGCGCCGACGGGACAUCCACAUUGCCGGGCCUCGACAUCUUCGUCACCACGGCCGACCCCAUCAAGGAACCCAUCCUGUCGACGGCCAACUCCGUGCUCUCCAUCCUGGCCGCCGACUACCCGGUGGACCGCAACACCUGCUACAUCUCCGACGACAGCGGCAUGCUCAUGACCUACGAGGCCAUGGCGGAGUCGGCCAAGUUCGCCACCCUCUGGGUGCCAUUCUGCCGCAAGCACGGCAUCGAACCACGCGGGCCGGAGAGCUACUUCGAGCUCAAGUCGCACCCGUACAUGGGGAGAGCGCACGACGAGUUCGUCAAUGACCGCCGCCGGGUGCGCAAGGAGUAUGAUGACUUCAAGGCCAAGAUUAACUCUCUGGAGACUGAUAUCCAGCAGAGGAAUGAUCUGCAUAACGCUGCCGUGCCGCAGAAUGGGGAUGGGAUCCCCAGGCCUACCUGGAUGGCUGAUGGAGUCCAGUGGCAGGGGACUUGGGUCGAGCCGUCCGCUAAUCACCGCAAGGGAGACCACGCCGGCAUCGUCCUGGUUCUGAUUGACCACCCGAGCCACGACCGCCUUCCCGGCGCGCCGGCGAGCGCCGACAACGCGCUGGACUUCAGCGGCGUGGACACCCGCCUCCCGAUGCUCGUCUACAUGUCCCGCGAGAAGCGCCCAGGCCACAACCACCAGAAGAAGGCCGGCGCCAUGAACGCGCUCACCAGGGCUUCCGCGCUGCUCUCCAACGCGCCCUUCAUCCUCAACCUCGACUGCGACCACUACAUCAACAACUCCCAGGCCCUCCGCGCCGGGAUCUGCUUCAUGGUCGGCCGGGACAGCGACACCGUCGCCUUCGUGCAGUUCCCGCAGCGGUUCGAGGGCGUCGACCCCACGGACCUCUACGCCAACCACAACCGCAUCUUCUUCGACGGCACCCUCAGGGCGCUCGACGGAAUGCAAGGCCCGAUCUAUGUCGGCACGGGAUGCCUCUUCCGGCGCAUCACCGUCUACGGCUUCGACCCGCCCAGGAUCAACGUCGGCGGGCCAUGCUUCCCUGCUCUCGGUGGCCUGUUCGCCAAGACCAAGUAUGAGAAGCCCAGCAUGGAGAUGACCAUGGCGAGAGCCAACCAGGCCGUGGUGCCGGCCAUGGCCAAGGGGAAGCACGGCUUCCUGCCGCUCCCCAAGAAGACGUACGGGAAGUCCGACAAGUUCGUGGACACCAUCCCGCGCGCGUCCCACCCGUCGCCGUACGCGGCGGAGGGGAUCCGCGUGGUGGACUCCGGCGCGGAGACUCUGGCUGAGGCCGUCAAGGUGACCGGAUCGGCAUUCGAGCAGAAGACCGGAUGGGGCAGCGAGCUCGGCUGGGUCUACGACACUGUCACAGAGGACGUGGUGACUGGCUACAGGAUGCACAUCAAGGGCUGGAGGUCCCGCUACUGCUCCAUCUACCCGCACGCCUUCAUCGGCACCGCCCCGAUCAACCUCACGGAGCGGCUCUUCCAGGUGCUCCGCUGGUCCACCGGCUCCCUCGAGAUCUUCUUCUCCAAGAACAACCCGCUCUUCGGCAGCACCUACCUGCACCCGCUCCAGCGCGUCGCCUACAUCAACAUCACCACAUACCCGUUCACCGCCAUCUUCCUCAUCUUCUACACCACCGUGCCGGCGCUCUCCUUCGUCACCGGCCACUUCAUCGUGCAGCGCCCGACGACCAUGUUCUACGUCUACCUGGGGAUCGUGCUGGCGACGCUGCUCAUCAUCGCUGUUCUUGAGGUCAAGUGGGCUGGAGUGACAGUGUUCGAGUGGUUCAGGAACGGGCAGUUCUGGAUGACGGCUAGCUGCUCCGCCUACCUUGCUGCUGUGUGCCAGGUGCUCACCAAGGUGAUCUUCAGGAGGGACAUCUCAUUCAAGCUCACUUCCAAGCUGCCUGCUGGGGACGAGAAGAAGGACCCCUAUGCCGAUCUGUACGUGGUGCGUUGGACUCCACUCAUGAUCACUCCAAUCAUCAUCAUCUUCGUCAACAUCAUCGGCUCGGCGGUGGCCUUCGCCAAGGUGCUGGACGGCGAGUGGACGCACUGGCUCAAGGUGGCGGGAGGAGUCUUCUUCAACUUCUGGGUGCUGUUCCACCUCUACCCGUUCGCCAAGGGUCUCCUGGGGAAGCAUGGCAAGACCCCCGUCGUCGUGCUCGUCUGGUGGGCAUUCACCUUCGUCAUCACCGCCGUCCUCUACAUCAACAUCCCGCACAUCCAUGGAGGAGGAGGCAAGCACAGCGUGGGGCAUGGGAUGCACCAUGGCAAGAAGUUCGACGGCUACUACCUCUGGCCGUGAGCGCGCGCCGCGGGGCCGGCGCGCGGGGGUCGAUCGGGACGAAGAAGAUCGACAGACAGACAGAGCCUGUGUGAGUUGAUGCAUCGCAUCCUGCAUUGCAUGAGAAACAAGAGACAGAGUCAUCAUCCACUGAAAUGUGGAGUGUGCAUAUAGAUGGAUGCAUCGUUCUGAACCUGGUGAUCGUCAAGAAGCAGAGCUGCCAAAGUUUGAACCUUUUCUUCUUCUUCUUCUUCUUCGACUUUUUUGCUCUUAGUUUUGUCCAGAGAAAGUUGGUUUGAUUCCAUUUAGUUUUUUAAUUACCCGUGGUAAUUAAUUAUAUGUACUUAAUUAUACAUAUUACCGGAACAAGGGUGGGGGGUACUUACCGGCGGGGCCGGGCUGUAAGUACUAGUACAUGCUGGAGAGGUAUACAGACAGAGGGAGAGGCUGGGAGCGGGGCCCCGUGUGGUGGUAUUCUUUAUUUUAUUAGUAUAUGGAAACAAUAAUUUAAUUAUAUUCAUUUGUGCA